Phaeoacremonium minimum UCRPA7 is the source of this 4911-nucleotide messenger RNA. Its product is annotated as putative dna mismatch repair protein msh6 protein. The record is from RefSeq and is a predicted model, not a curated record. The transcript has 7 exons. NCBI's taxonomy places the organism in Eukaryota, Fungi, Ascomycota, Sordariomycetes, Togniniales, Togniniaceae. Gene Ontology annotation, cellular component: MutSalpha complex; nucleus. Gene Ontology annotation, molecular function: ATP-dependent DNA damage sensor activity; mismatched DNA binding; ATP binding. Gene Ontology annotation, biological process: mismatch repair. The coding region runs from base 1 to 4911 and encodes 1636 amino acids.
AUGGCAGCCAAGAACGCUCAUUUCCUCGAAGCGCCCGAGAUUGUGAUAUACGACAGAGACACCAAGGAUGUAAGCGUCAAACGGGAAGGGUAUUCGCUAUCACUCAAUGGCGCAGACAAAGACGGGGGACUUGUCGCCUUGCAGCAGCUGGGUCUGCUGGAUGAAGCCUUGCAGUGUGCGGUUCUCGGCCUCGACAGCAUUGGUGGGUCGUUCAAGGUGUGGGAUGUUGACUGGAACGAUAUCCUCUCCAUUCGAUUCAGGCCACACAGAGGGUUACCGACCUCUGGCAUCCGGAUCGCCCGCAGAGACUUGCGCAACAUACUCAUUGCAGCUGCAGAAGACGCCGCCAUGGCCAUCACAUGGGGCGCAAGUUGCGUUGCUGCCGAAGAACUUCAAAGUGGCCGAAUCCGACUUCGACUGUCCUGUGGCGGUGACGAACCCAUACGAGAGGACGAGUGCGACCUCUUGAUUGCUGCAGAUGGUGCCAGGAGCAAGAUUCGGGCUAGUUUCAGGCCGGACGACCAGCUCAGUUACGCGGGGGCGGUUCAGAUUGGCGGCAGCGCCAGAUUCCCAGAUGGCAUCCCACGACCACUUGCGGACAACUGGGGUCUCGUCAUCUCAGGGCAGGGUGUCUGCUGCUUCUUCUCGCCGGUGGACAAGGAGACAGUGGUGUGGGCACUAAGCCGAGUGGAGGAUGGGCCGCGAGAGGUGCCAAACGACCAGACGCCGGAGCAGUUCCAGGCGUUGAUGCGGGAGGCUCUUGAGCUGGGGGGCAUGUUCGCGGAGCCGUUCCCGACGCUGGUGCGGAAGACGGACGCAGCGACGGCGCUGUGCCUGCCGGCCCGAGACAAGAAGCCCUUCUACCACCACGACAAGGAGCUCGGCGGUGUGGUGUUUAUUGGCGACAGCAACCACGCUGUCAGCCCGUUUGCGGGAAACGGGGCCAACAUGGCCUUGAAGGACGGGUGGGACUUGGCCGAGCAGAUCUGUGGAGGCGACAGCUUGGAGAGUGCUGUGGCACGCUACGACGCGAUCAGCUACCCUCGAGCACAGCAGACUCUCGAGACAUCGCACCGGAGGAUAGCCAUAGGCCACAGCACAGGGCUUAGAUACUUCGCGGAGUUUGACAAUGAUGAGGAGGGGCGUGUCACUUGUGUGUGUCCAAUUGCUUCUCUUCUCGUGUCCGGCGUCAUAGGCAAGAUGGGAGCUCCUGCGCGUACGCCGUCGUCGUCGAUGGCCAAAAGAGCGAGUGUGCCGUCCACAGGCAAGCAGCAGAAGAGCAUCCUCGGUUUCUUCUCCAAGGCAGCCGCCUCAACUCCCAAUGCGUCCGCCGCUGCCUCCACGCCUGCAUCCGCCAAAACGUCCACCUCCCCCCAACAAGACGACGUCGACUCGUCCCCGUGCCUCAAGGAGACCACAAAAUCCAACUCCAUGGCCUCCUCCAGGCGCCACGCCAACCUCACCCCGCUGCCCAGCAGUGACGCCGCCGAGCCCCUCAGCUCUCAAGAGAACAGAGACUCAAUGGCUGCAGUCAAGGUAGUGUCCGACAGCUUGCCCUCGCCUUUGACCCCUGCUGAGGUUGUCAUCAAGCAGGCGGCCGUCGGCACCAAGCACGCCCUCGUCAGCAGUCCUUCUCGCAAGGCGAAGAAAGUCGUUAACUACGCCGAGUCUUCCGAUGACGAUGAUGAGGACGUCUUCGUCGCCCUCAAGGCCCGCCAACCUAGAAGCCGUGGCCGAGCCGCUCGAGCCGCACUGGACGACGAUGACGACGAGGAAGAUGAGUACCAGAUGGAUCACGACGCAGCUGCAGAAGAUGACGACGAUGAUAUGGCUGACUUCGUCGUCUCUGAUGAGUCCGACGCUCCCUCCAACUCCAAGUCUAAGAAAAGGAAGCGUCCUGCUCCCAAAGCCGCGGCCGCCCCUCGGAAACGUCCAACAACCUCGCCAUCUCCUUCCAAGGACGAUGAAGACGAGACCAUGGAGGACAUUCCGGCCGCGUCCUCAGCCCAGCAAUGGAAAUAUGAUCCUGAAAACAUCACACCAGCACAGCCACGGCCUGCCGCGCAUCGGCCUGCCCCGAAGCCCACAUCUUCAAAGACCAAGGAGAAGGCUCACACCAGGGAGCCCGAGCAGAGAUAUUCUUGGCUAGCUGACAUAGCCGAUAUCAACCGCAACAAGCCAGGCCACCCAGACUACGAUCCAUCUACUGUCUAUGUUCCGCCAAUGGCAUGGAAUAAGUUCUCGCCGUUUGAAAAGCAAUACUGGGAGAUCAAACAGAAAUUAUGGAACACGGUGGUUUUCUUCAAGAAAGGCAAAUUCUACGAGCUCUACGAGAAUGACGCUACCAUCGGCCACCAACUGUUCGACCUGAAACUAACCGAUCGGGUCAAUAUGCGCAUGGUUGGCGUUCCCGAAAGCUCCCUUGACAUGUGGGUCAACCAGUUCGUCGCAAAGGGCUACAAGGUAGCCCGCGUGGACCAGAUGGAAUCGGCUCUCGGCAAAGAGAUGCGAGAGCGGGACGAUUCGAGCGCCAAGAGCAAGAAGCAGGACAAGAUCAUCCGACGAGAGCUUGCCUGUGUUCUCACUGGCGGCACUUUGGUCGACGGCAGCAUGCUGCAAGACGACAUGGCCACAUACUGCGCCGCGAUCAAAGAAUCAGUCAUUGAUGACAAGCCCGCCUUUGGAAUCGCCUUUGUCGAUGCUGCUACGGGUCAGUUCUUUAUCUCAGAGUUCGAGGACGAUGUCGACCUCACUAAGUUCGAGACAUUUGUCGCACAGACCUCGCCACGAGAACUGCUCCUAGAGAAGUCGCACCUCUCGACAAAGGCUCUGCGUAUCCUCAAGAAUAACACAAGCCCCCUGACUAUCUGGAACUACAUGAAAGCUGGCAGCGACUUCUGGGAUGCCGAUACUACUCGGCGUGAGCUCGAUUGCAGUGGCUAUUUCAUCUCUGAGGACGAAGCCCGAGAAGAGGUCUGGCCACAGAAGCUUCAAGAGGCCAGGGAAAAGGAUUUCCUCAUGUCUGCCCUCGGAGCGUUGACCAACUAUCUAAGGAACCUUAAAUUGGAGCGCAAUCUGCUCUCUCAGGGCAACUUCGAAUGGUACAACCCUAUUCAUCGCAACGGAACGCUGAUUCUUGACGGCCAGUCCCUCGUCAAUCUGGAAAUAUUCUCCAACACCGCCAACGGCGGAUCGGAUGGCACCCUUUUCAAUUUGCUCAACCGAUGCGUCACCCCAUUCGGGAAGCGUCUAUUCAGGCAAUGGGUGUGCCAUCCGUUAUGCAACAUACAGAAGAUCAACGAGCGCCUUGAUGCCGUCGAUCUAUUGAACGCUGAUAGAAGCAUUCGUGAGCAAUUUUCAUCUCAGAUGACCAAGAUGCCUGACCUCGAGAGGCUCAUCUCCCGAGUUCACGCUGGUGCCUGCCGAGCUGAAGACUUCAUGAGAGUUCUCGAAGGGUUCGAGCAGAUUGAGUACACUAUGAGCCUUUUGAGUGCCUUUGGUGGUGGAAAUGGCCUCGUUGACAGACUUCUGUCAUCGAUGCCUAACUUGCAGGAGCCUUUGAAUUAUUGGAAGAGUGCCUUUGACAGGAAGAAGGCCCAGGACGAGAAACUUCUGAUCCCUGAGCGGGGAAUUGAGGAGGACUUCGACAGCAGUGCAGACAACAUCGAUCGGAUCAAAGGCGAAUUACAGGAUCUUCUAACUAAACAGAAAGGUCUGCUGAAGUGUAAGACGCUGAAAUACACCGAUGUUGGCAAGGAAAUCUACCAAGUAGAGGUUCCUAAAGCUGUCAAAGUUCCCAAAGACUGGCGUCAAAUGUCAGCUACCGCCGCUGUAAAGCGCUACUAUUUCCGCCAACUUGAUGAACUUGUUCGGGAAUUGCAGGAAGCCGAGGAGACCCAUUCCCAGAUUGUGCGUGAGGUUGCCUCUCGAUUUUUCAAACGUUUCGAUUCGGACUAUGAGACUUGGCUGCAGGCAAUUAAGAUCACCUCGCAGCUUGACUGUCUCGUCAGUCUUGCUAAGGCUUCGUCCGCAUUGGGCGAGCCUAGCUGCCGGCCAACAUUUGUAGACGAAGAACGCAGCGUCCUGGAAUUCGAGGAGCUUCGUCACCCUUGUAUGACCAACUCCGUUGCUGAUUUCAUUCCGAACGAUAUCAAACUUGGUGGAGACGAGGCAAAGAUCAACCUGCUGACGGGUGCGAACGCGGCCGGAAAGUCCACUAUCCUUCGAAUGUCGUGCAUUGCAGUUAUCAUGGCUCAGAUUGGCUGUUAUGUCCCGGCUGUUUCUGCCCGCUUGACGCCUGUUGACCGUAUCAUGUCUCGACUUGGCGCUAAUGACAACAUCUUCGCGGCGCAAUCCACGUUCUUCGUAGAGCUAUCUGAGACGAAGAAGAUUCUCUCCGAGGCUACACCAAGAUCACUCGUCAUUCUUGAUGAGCUCGGUCGAGGCACGUCAUCUUACGAUGGUGUCGCAGUGGCCCAGGCCGUACUCCACCAUGUAGCGUCUCACAUUGGCUGCAUAGGCUUUUUCGCUACACAUUAUCACUCUCUCGCUACGGAGUUCGAAAACCAUCCUGAGAUCCGAGCUAGGCGCAUGCAGAUCCACGUGGAUGACGAGAACCGCAAGAUAACCUUCUUGUACAAGCUGGAGGAUGGUGUGGCCGAGGGCUCCUUCGGCAUGCACUGCGCUGCCAUGUGUGGCAUUUCAAACAGAGUCAUCGAGAGAGCAGAGGUUGCGGCCAAAGAGUGGGAACACACGAGCAGGCUGAAAGAAAGCCUGGAACGCGCCAAGACAGGCUGCUAUAUUCCACUCGGUAUUCUAAGCGACGUCGCAGCCCUACUGAGAGUCGAUGGUGAGGAAGAAAUUGGUGAACGUGGAGUUAACGUGCUGUUGAAGGCCAUCGAGGCUCUGUAA